Molecule: messenger RNA, 1780 nt
Organism: Eurytemora carolleeae
Lineage: Eukaryota; Metazoa; Arthropoda; Copepoda; Calanoida; Temoridae
Gene: Dlish
Product: SH3 domain-containing protein Dlish
Exons: 12
Coding region: 110-1576 (488 amino acids)
Molecular function (GO): protein binding
Source: RefSeq, a predicted model, not a curated record
UCAAAACGCCCGGACAUGGUUGCCAGUGCAGCGCCCCUAGCGGCAGAAAUAUAAAUCCUCUCAGUGUCUAGUCUAAUAGUCUUGGUCAUACCUGCCUCAUAGUGAAACCAUGGCAUUUCUCUGUCCAGUGAGAAUACGAAGAAAUAAGAAGAAAAAGCCUCUAGAUGAUGAGAGUUUACGAGGAGCUCCAAGUAUGGGUAGAAUCACUGGGUCAGCCUCCAUAGAAACUCUUGUUAGAGUCGGGUUAGAAAAGGAGGCAGGGUUGAGUCCUGAAUCCAAGAUGGUGGUUCUGCAUGAUUUUAGUCCAUGUGUUGAUGAUGAACUAAGUGUGCGCCGAGGACAGAUUGUACAUGUGUUGUACCAAGAGAAUGACUGGGUUUACGUAAUAUCAGAAGAUUCAAGAGAAGGAUUUAUCCCGCACUCCUAUACAGCUCAGUUCGGAUCUCAGUUGGCUGGACUUGCUCUCAAUGUGAAGAAAAAGAUGCCCAGGGAGCAAAGUCUUGUACGCGACCAGGAUGGGGUUCAAGGAGUUCAAGGAGUACAUGGAGUACAAGGCGGGAUUCAUGGAGUACAGGGAGACCUAGGGGGAGGAGGACGAGGGCUAGAACAAAAUAAUAAUUCAGAAGGCAAAGUAAAUUCCGGGUUAGAGCACAGUGAUACAGAUAGUUUUCAGAAUGAUGAGUCUAGAAUUCAGGGUUUAAACCAGACUUCUCAAUCCAGAUCCUCAUCCUUACUCUCAGAAUCCUCAUCCUUACCAGAGGUUCAUCCAUUCUUCAAGGACCCGUACGGAAGGUAUAUAGUGCUGUACAGUUACACUGCUCAAGAUGAAAAUGAUCUGUCUGUAGAGAGAGGGCAGUGUGUUACUGUACUAAAUAAAGAUGACCCUGAAUGGUUCUGGGUUCUAAGAUCUGAUAGCUCUGAAGGAUUUGUUCCAGCAGGGUUUGUUUAUCCACUAGAUGCUAUUCAUAAACAACAAUCCUUGAACACAUCUACCCAGCAGCAAACCACACCUAGAUCCCAGCUGGCCACGCCCUCAUCCAUCUUCUCCCCUACACCAUCCUUGCCAUCUAACUUCUCUGCCCAAAGCGGUCUCUCUCCGCCCAUAAAUCAGCUGAAUCAAUUAAACCUGAGCGGUGGAGAAACUAGCGGUUUGCAUAGUUCGGUCAGCGUGAAUAGUGGUCCUCUAAGCAACAUUUCCGGUCACCAGAGUAUUGUUUCCGGUCAGCAUAGUUCCAUUUCUGGUAAUAUGACACACUCCACCGGGGUUUCUAGUUCUGGGGGUUCCGGUCCUAACAGUUUGUCCCCUGGAGUAUCGACAGCAAUUGGAAGUUUGCCCACCGGAAAUUCUGGCGGUUCGGCGGUUGUUGGAUCCCUAAACGGUGCUGAACAAAGAUUUGGAGGAACUGAACUUGUGAUGCUGUAUGAUUAUAAGGCUCAGGCACCUGAUGACCUCUCUGUACGGAGAGGUGAAUGGGUUUAUGCUGACUUGCAACACCAGACAGUGGAUGGGUGGCUGUGGGCCUACGCACCUAAAACCAGAAAAUAUGGAUUUAUACCUAAAGCGUACGCCAGGUAAUUAUAUGCCACCAGCUAUGACAAGCUUAUGAUAGCGUCUGGAUGUUCUUCCUCAAGAGCCCUAAAAACCCUGCAAUAUAAAUCUACAAAAUCUACAUAAAGAGCCUAAAUCUUUGCAAAAAAUUAAUUCAAAAAAGCAAUGAAACAAAAAAAAAAGCUCCAAACCCCCCGUAAAAAUAGCUCUUUAAUUCAUACUGUUAAUAUA